Molecule: messenger RNA, 1376 nt
Organism: Lingula anatina
Lineage: Eukaryota; Metazoa; Brachiopoda; Lingulata; Lingulida; Lingulidae
Source: RefSeq, a predicted model, not a curated record
UACUACCACUGACUGGAAGUGUUGACAAGGUCUGGGUUAACCCCCCUAGUGUAUUGUUCAAAUAUAGAACUCUGCAGUGAAGGAUAUCAACGUCAAUCACCGACAGGUCUACACGUACAUGUACAACUGUUGUAGUUUUAUCACGAAUACGGAAUGACACGAACAUAUAUUUAAUACGAUAAAGAUAAACAAGGCAAGUGAGCAUGGCAGAUUCAACACUAUAUGAAGUCCCCUAUGAUGAUACAGAAAAUUGCGGCCAAAGCCAUAACUUCAGUCGAGCAGAGCCAGAACCAAUACCAAACAGUCCAAUCUAUAUGGAACCAACGUCUGGAGCAUUCCCCCAUGGUGAGGCAAUUUACUCUACGUUGACGCCAACAUCUGGCCCAAUCAAUAGCCAAUCAGACGAUGGGUACGUUCACUUAAACCUUGUCAAUGAUGGCAAAGGUAAAACCAAAAGACCCAAGGACCUUCAAGAUAGCACCGACAGAGAACUUCACGACAAGAGUCAGCGUUGUACGCUACACCGUCGAGGGUUGAUAUUGACGUUGGUAGUGUCGCUGUUGGUUAAUGUUGCUUUAAUGAUAGCUUUAAUCACUGUUGCUACGAACUCUUCCAGGAACGAAAGUGAGACUGAUACAGUUGAUCCAUGCAACAAUUACACGGUACUGGCUGAUCACUGGAGGAAUAUAUACACACAGACGGAAUUUUCCCCACCACACUGCGAUGGGUCGAGUAACCCUUACAAUACUGCUUGGGCCGUCCAGUGGUACCGUUUCAUGCCGCCAGCUGGAACGAAACUAGCCGAUAAGUGUGCGCCGUACAAGGGCUGCGGGACAGGGGUGACGCUUUACUUGAACGGGACAGUACCUGCUGUCAAGGGUACAGAGGCGCGAGUCCGUGUGUGUGCCACGUGGAGAUAUGGCUGCUGCAGGAGCUGGAUCCCAACCGCACAUCCCUCCUCCAUACUGGUCAAGAAUUGUGGAAGUUACUUCAUUUAUAAACUGCCUGGAGUGUCGGCCUGUUAUUCUGGUUAUUGUGCAUCGUUUUGAUCCACAUUUUACAAUAUAUUGUGAUUUUUAGCUGUUUGAUCCAUGUUUGAAAUGCACAUUUGCAGUUGUCAAAUCUACGCGUUUACGGGUAUUCUUCGCAUAGUUUUGGACAGACUCCCAUCAAAUUAUUUACAUUGUAAACUGUCAUUCUAUCGUUAUAUUAGUAAUUGUGUAUAAGACAGUAACUAUGCAUUCUGAGCACUGUAAUGUUGGCAAGAUUCUUUUAAGUGAGCAUACCUUGUAUUAUCUCUUUUUACACCAGGCAGUAGAUGUUCGAUUCAUCAAUGUGAAAAAAUAUUUUAUAAUAAAUUGAGUUUUCUAUUUUAA